This is a messenger RNA of Lutra lutra (Eurasian river otter), 1569 nucleotides long. RefSeq names its product MAP3K7 C-terminal like (gene MAP3K7CL). Gene Ontology annotation, cellular component: cytosol; nucleus. Lineage: Eukaryota; Metazoa; Chordata; Mammalia; Carnivora; Mustelidae. Bases 165 to 593 code for a protein of 142 amino acids. The transcript is spliced from 5 exons. The record is from RefSeq and is a predicted model, not a curated record.
GUGAGGUAAGGCAACAGGUGUGAAAACUGAACUAAACGCUCGGGGCACCAGCAACUUAACCGAAGCCCUGGUACAGCCUAGAGGAGGAAUCAGUGGUCCAUUUCCCCAGGCGGUGUGAUGAAAAGCUGGAAGACCCAGGGGAAGGCCAAGGCUCAGGUGCCCACAUGAUCAGCACAGCCAGGGUACCUGCGGAUAAGCCAGUACGCAUUGCUUUCAGCCUUGAUAAUGCCUCAGAUGAUACACCUUCUGAAGACGCCAUUCCUCUGGUCUUUCCAGAAUUAGACCAGCAGCUACAGCCUCUGCCGCCUUGUCAUGACUCCGCGGAAUCCAUGCAGGUGUUCAAACAGCACUGCCAAAUAGCGGAAGAAUACAAUGAGGUCAAAAAGGAAAUCGCUCUGCUUGAGGAAAGGAAAAAGGAGCUCAUCGCCAAGCUGGAUCAGGCAGAGAAGGAGAAGGUGGAUGCCGCUCAGCUGGCUCGGGAAUUCGAGGUGCUGAUGGAAGAGAACCGGACGUUGAAGUUGGCUCAGUCCCAAUGUGUGGAACAGCUGGAGAAACUUAGAAUACAGUAUCAGAAGAGACAGGGCUCGUCCUAACUUUGAAGGAUUCAGUGUGAGCAUAGAAGGUUGGUGACUGCUGUGUGCUGGCCAAAAGAUUUUUAUUUUCAAGGGCUAGUGUGUAAAUGUUAUUAUUCCUUUUUAUUACCCACAUGGCAGACGUCUAUAAUGAAUUUAAUGCUUGCCCGAUCGAGUUUGACAGAAGGGAUAUUUUAUUUGAAAUAAGAUGAUUAAAGCAAACCUAUGGCCAUAUAUGUUUUCAGAGAUCAAUUAUUCAUUCCAAAGAUUUUUUUUUUUCUUCUUUAGGAAGAUGUGAUCACCCUGUACAUCAGGGUACAAAAUGAAGGAAAAUAGAAUAUUGACUGACUCGACUAAGAAUCCUGAACAGAAUUGAGCCAUGAAACAAACUAGCGAGAGGCUUGCCACAGGUUCAUAUCCGUGUAUCUUUAAACUUCACAUCUUGACUCUUUCAACUGUGUUCAGACCUGAAGUCAGAAAUGUCUGCACACAUAUUUAUGUUCACCAAAGUUGGGUUAAAUCCCUCAAUGAUUGAUUGUACUAAGAAUAAAUGCUUGCCUAUCAUAAACGCUUUCUCAUGAAAAUAUUAGCAGAAAGCAUGUUUGUGCCAAAACCACAUCUGCCAGUGCUGACUUGCUGUUGGAAUAAAAGGCUGAUAAGGCUGCAUUUCUUUUACGCCAUGUUAUCAACCAGUAAACAUCUCUGCCUUUGCUUGUGUGUGUUCUGGGGGCAUGGGUGGGGGGGGGAUGGAAAAGUAUCGUUUGGACAUGACUUUGGUGAGUUCCCAUGAAAACAUCAGCAAAACUGUAACUCUGACUUUGUUUUGGAUUUGAGGAGGUAUUUUGGAUCAGCAAUAACAAGUAGGAUAUAUGAAUAAAUUCAGGAAUAAAAUGAUCUUUCCCUUGUUCCACCUAUCACUGUCUUUCCCCAAACUGAUCUCUUUGUUUUAUGUCCAUUUCUAUUCAUGUAACUUCUUUUUCAUUAAACAUGAAUCAAA